UUUGCAGCCAGUGCGCAGUGUGAGAGUGUGAGGUUCGCCAGACGUAUUCGACUGCAAACACAUCAUGAAAUUCUUACUUCUCGUAGCAAUCUUUUCACCGGUGCCGGUGUUGUGCUGUGAUCUGCUAACAGAGUAUGAGAACGGCGGUAAAUGCUGUAAAAAGUGUCCACCAGGGAAAAGGAUGCGAGUGGAGGAUGUCAGUUGUUUAGAUCCAGUUUGUCUGGACUGUGCAGAUGGGGAAUACCAAGACACAUACACCAAAGAAACCAAAUGCAAACGUCAGCCAGACUGCGACCCAAAUUUGAAUUUUAAGGUUCCAUUCCUUCGGAGUAAGAUAGAAGAAGUGUCCUGCAUCUGUAAAGAGGGCUAUCACUGUUCUAGCAAAGUCUGUGACACCUGUGUUAUCAAUUCAGACUGUGAACCAGGACAAAGAGUUCUCCAGCAAGCUACUCGGUUCGAUAACACUAAGUGCACAGCCUGUGAGGAAGGAACAUUCUCCCCAACAAGAUCACUCAGCACUGUGUGUCAGGAGUGGACAAAAUGUCAACAUGGAGUCCUUGCAGAAGGCAAUUCAACAUCAGACAUAAAAUGCAAAGAGGAAAAUAUUCAUGAAGGAUUAAUAGUAUUGACUGUUUUGUUGAUCCUGGGGUUAAUCGGCGUACUCAUCUGGUUCGGAGUAAAGAAAGGUAACUGCUGUCCGUCUCUGAAAGAGAAGCAGGACGUGUUUCUGAAGACAUUUCGUGUACUUCUGAAACAGUGUACAGGGGAUUAUAUCGAGCAACAAGAGGAAGACAAAAUUGAUGAAGAAAAACAACUACAUCAACCACAGGAGAACACUGAGAACACUGAGGCUUGUCCAGAAGAGUCCAAAACAGAAAACGGGAUGAUUGUAGCACAGGAGCGUGGUAAAGGAUCUAUAGUGGCACAGCCGGAGACUGCUUACUCUGAUGCCAGCGAAAAGGACUUUUCAUGUUGACUGUGACUGCACUGCCACCUGCUGGGCAUCAUCUAUAACUUCAUUAUUUCAUUGGCGGUAGCCGGAGAGGCGUCCUGGAAUCAAUGUUAUUGAGCAUGCGUUAGUUUCCCCUGACCGGAACCACCGCUGAUGUUGUUGAAGAAGGCUUUGUAAAUAUCUGUAGAAAGAACCACUGCAGAAAGAACCACAGGUCGAGUACAGAAUUGUAAGAAAGAAAGAAAAAGCGAAAUAAGUAUGAUAUCCCAAGCUGCGUUUUCACACAUUUCUGUUUGAGGUUUCUGUGUGCAAAUUGUGCAGGCUAAUACACUGAAUGAAGUAAGAAGUAACACUGCGGAAAUUCCUUUUUUUUCUUUUUCUUUUUUUUUCAAAAUGACACAAGACAGAAACUAACAUCCACUUUACACCAAACCCACAGACACUUAAUCUUAAAUUUCACAACAGGCCCAAGGGAUCAGACGAGGAAUUCUGAGGAACUCGAGGGAAAGUUGGGUACCAGAGCAUUUAUUGAAUGUUGAAUUGUCAUAUGUUAAUAGGAAUAACACCUCUCUGUUUCCCUGCUGAAUUCUUGUUUGUUUUCGUGUCAUAUUAAAUCACUUAGGAGGUGUCGCAGCUGCCAUUCCAUGUUUUACCAUGUUUCAUAAUGUUUAAGCACUAAAUCUAUUAAUAUUAUGAACAGUGAUUUUUUUUACUCUGGUUAUUGUUGUUCUCCGAUCUGUCUGUGUUAAUUGUACUAUAUGAAAACAUUUUGUAUA
Messenger RNA from Chanos chanos (milkfish), 1728 nucleotides. It is a transcript of the gene cd40, whose product is annotated as CD40 molecule, TNF receptor superfamily member 5. The record is from RefSeq and is a predicted model, not a curated record. Lineage: Eukaryota; Metazoa; Chordata; Actinopteri; Gonorynchiformes; Chanidae. The transcript has 9 exons. Gene Ontology annotation, biological process: immune response-regulating cell surface receptor signaling pathway. Gene Ontology annotation, cellular component: CD40 receptor complex; external side of plasma membrane. Bases 65 to 976 code for a protein of 303 amino acids. Gene Ontology annotation, molecular function: protein binding.